This is a messenger RNA of Dentiscutata heterogama, 314 nucleotides long. NCBI's taxonomy places the organism in Eukaryota, Fungi, Glomeromycota, Glomeromycetes, Diversisporales, Gigasporaceae. The record is from the annotation of a GenBank genome assembly.
CAUCAUACCAAAGUUUUACUCGUGAAAUCUUGCAUAAUACAGUCUCAAAGAUAAUUCCGUCUAUUAAACAAAACCAAACUACAAAUAAUAAUAAUUCAACACCAAUUCUAACUAAUCAAGUAGCUGGUCCAAUUAAACAAAGAACACCUACCUUCAAUAAUAAUGAAACUGAUUCUCCUAGUAUUCAGAUCAUUGAAGAGGAUCAAGAAACUCAACCUUAUAUAAAUUCUAAUUUAGCUUAUGAUAUGCCUCGAGUUUCAAUAGAAAAUUGCAAUAAUUGUAAAGUAGAAAUUAAAUUUACUUUUCAAAAAUAA